GGCAUAACGCAAUUACUUCCGCCUUGACAAGAGAGGUGGAUGUGCGCCCAGGAUGCGGGUGAGCUGUGGCUUCGAGCACAGCCGUCUGUCGUUUCUCGAUUUAACUCGGAGGGUGUUCCCGCACGUUGCGAUAGCCUUUCAGCCUGCUUCAACUUUGUGCUCAACAACUAACCCAGCGUUGUAAAAAUGUUUACACAGCUGCAAUUAGUAGUGGCUGCCGCCUCAUUGUGGCAGCAUUCGAGCGCUACGCCCGCAGACCCGACUAUCACCACCGCCGCGGUAUUGCCACGGCAGAACAGCGAUGCUUUCAUCGGAUACAUCAGAGAGAACAACACAUGGUCCAGUCAAGAUUGCGAUCCUGGUCUGUUCUGGUUCCAGGGUGAAAAAUAUGCGCAAUGCUGCCCGACGACUCUUUCCACUUGCUACCCGGCAACAGCUUGUGUUGGGGGAACACAGAUCUAUACAUAUCCUGACGUCUCAAGCGUGAGCUCGAUUGCGUGUACCGAGAACUACAACGACCCUGCGUUUUCGAUCUGCAACACAAUCUUCAUCUACGAGAACAGCGGCUUAGGCGCUAACCAUAGGACGAACAUUGUUUGUGGAAAGUCUAGCAAAAACUGGACGUUUUUCCGUGAGAUUCCAACGUCGACUUCUGAAAGUGUUGACACAACUACAACUCCUGCCGCCCCUGCAACUGAAACCGCAACCCCCGAGCCAGAGUCAAGUUCAAAAGCAUGGAUCGCAGGCGUAGUCGCCGGUCCUGUACUAGGCCUCGCGCUUAUAGGAGCAGGCGUAUGGUUCUGCCUGCGCCGCAGGAAGAAGAAGAAUGCCCAAGUGGCUCAGCACGGAGCAGCAACUAUGGCGCACAUGAGCUCUUCCCAACCCCCACCAGGCGUUGGUGGCUACACUGAUGCGAAGCCACAGUUUCAACCAGCACAACCGACGUAUUACAAUCAACCAGGGCAGCUGGAUCCCUACGCUCAGCAAGGGUACCCUCAGCAAGGAAGCUUCUCCCCACCACAAGGGUCGCCUGCUCCGCAAUAUGGCUUUCAAUCUGCAUACAAUACCACUGCGAGCCCACCGUCGGGUGCUUACGCGCAAGAUGUCAAAUAUGGGGCCCCUGGUGGAGCCGUAGAGCUUGGAGGGGACAGCAGUGGAAUCGUCCCGGCUGCAUCAAGUGUGCCGGGUUCCCCACGGACAGAUGCGGCUCCUCCUGCUCAGGUUGCGGAAUUGGGGGCAACGGACGCGACACCUGUCCAUUCUGGGAAACCGCAUUAAGUGACUUCGAGCACUGAAGUCGUAUAAUAAUGUACAGUAUGGUGGAGGAAAUAUGAAGUUUGUUCAAAGCAGUUUUAGUAUUCAUGGUCAUAUUGAGAUCCAUGAAUAGGUUUGAGUCGACUCACCGUAGAUUGCAAGUUAAUGUACAUUCUCAAUUCAAGAAUCUAGU
Molecule: messenger RNA, 1447 nt
Organism: Boeremia exigua
Lineage: Eukaryota; Fungi; Ascomycota; Dothideomycetes; Pleosporales; Didymellaceae
Exons: 4
Coding region: 187-1278 (363 amino acids)
Source: RefSeq, a predicted model, not a curated record